UGAUUCUCCACCAUAUAAUUCUGAAUUCAACAAUAGGGUACGCUCAGCCACAUCCAUAUUGUACAUAGCAAACAUUUCGGUACAAAAAUGGCAUGGUCAGUCUGCUCAUACCAUGGAAUUCUGCUACCUUCAUCCACACCUGAGCAACAAAGGCUAAUUUUCCCCAGCAUGACAACAAGCACAUUGAAUAUGAGCAGAAAGCAGACAAAUAUUGGAGGUGGUGGAGGGCACUGUGGGAAGACAAAUGUUGCAUGUAAUGUUAGUCUAGAGGACUUCAUUGGAGGCGAUCUUCUCAAGUUUGAUUUAGGCCAAUGGUUAUCAGAUGUUGAAGAGCACAAAGCCUUAGCCAUCUACUCUCCCCAUGAGGGUGGCUAUGAGGGUCGCUACCUCAACAGGCUAAGAUAUCAAGGCUAUUAUUUCUUGGACCUCACCGCUCGUGGACUUGGUGAUCCUGAGACCACUCUCACUAAAUUUCACCCUGUUUGUCCGCCGCAUGUAGGGAAGCAGCCAAUUGCUAGGUGGUAUUUCCCACCAGAAGUUGAUUAUAGGCUCUCGUUACUUCCACCAAAUGCCAAAGGACUUGUGGUUUGGAUAAUUGAAGCAAAGGUUUUGUCAAAGGCUGAACUGCAGUUUCUUGCAUUACUUCCUACUUUGAGGCCUAGAGUCAGAGUGAUUGCAGAAUGUGGAAACUGGAGGAAGUUCAUGUGGAAACCUCUCAAGGAAAUUGCAGGAUUACCAGCACAAGAGGGACCAUAAUCCCCAGUCAAUAGGAUUAUUGCUACUAAUAUAUACUGCAACAGGUUCAAUGAUCAAAAUCAGCAUAAGGCCCCAUUUUACCUAAAAUUGGCCUUUCAUGGAACGUUCCAAAUUUGGGGGUUCAUUGAAAAUAAAACAUUUUGUAGCGUAAGAUAAUAGAAUGUAACCGUUUAUGUAAUCCCAGUUCAAAAAAGAUACGCUGCUGACAUUCUUUUCUGGCUUGCAUAUGCAUGCAACCUCGUAUGUACUUGUUUAUAAAUUGUUUUGCUUCAUCCAAGAUAUCCGAUUAAGGAAAUAUACAUCAAGAGUUGCAUUGGUGACCA
Messenger RNA from Coffea eugenioides, 1079 nucleotides. RefSeq names its product NAD(P)H-quinone oxidoreductase subunit N, chloroplastic. Lineage: Eukaryota; Viridiplantae; Streptophyta; Magnoliopsida; Gentianales; Rubiaceae. The coding region runs from base 88 to 756 and encodes 222 amino acids. Gene Ontology annotation, molecular function: oxidoreductase activity, acting on NAD(P)H, quinone or similar compound as acceptor. Gene Ontology annotation, cellular component: membrane. The record is from RefSeq and is a predicted model, not a curated record. The transcript is spliced from 4 exons.